Truncatella angustata is the source of this 1012-nucleotide messenger RNA. RefSeq lists its product as uncharacterized. The transcript has 2 exons. The record is from RefSeq and is a predicted model, not a curated record. NCBI's taxonomy places the organism in Eukaryota, Fungi, Ascomycota, Sordariomycetes, Amphisphaeriales, Sporocadaceae. Bases 240 to 818 code for a protein of 192 amino acids.
CCACACUUAGAUCAUCAUUGAAUCGAAGAACACGGCGUCACGAUGCUUGUUAGCCAAGACACGUCUUGGAAGAGGAACAUGACGGAUGACGUAUCCAAGCGGCCCGAAACUCCCAAUCAGACAACGACAGAGAAGUUGGAUCACCAAAUCCAGGCAGUUCGCCCAGAAGAAGCACGUUCAGAAUGCUCAUCCUUUGACGCUGUCGACACGACAGAAGUAAGUGAUGUUCGUCUGGCGUCAUGCAACAGUGCUGCUUGCUAACAGUGGAUCAAGGCCUAUCAGACCAUGCUCGUUCAAACGCUCAGAGCACGAUCACUCUGCCUUUCUUUUUCGAAUGGAUUCCUCCGAAAGACGAUGUGAAUAAUGCCACCAGCUCCCAGAACAAUCAAAAAGCCUCUCCGAAUGCAGAUACGAUCAGCAUGGCAACAAGUACUCGUGACGAAUCGCCAGCAUCGGCCAGCCCUAUCUCUGUACACAAACCCAGAUCGCCUCGUCGUCAAGACUUUGCUGAUACCAAUUGCCGAUCAUCGGGGAGCAUGUCAGAGAUGUCGAACCCUGCAGCCACCGCUCGAGAUGAAACUAGUGGCUUCGCGACGGGCUGGGAAAGCAUGAGGGAUGGCACACUUCGCAAUGACUCCAAAGCACAUCGCAAUUGGUUACCGUUCGAUUCAAGCCCAUAUGUCUCAACAAACCAAACAAUUGGCCCUGAGCAUGAGGUUGGAGCUUCACACCGCUCAAGCUUGGCCCGCAAUCCAGGAUCCACACCAUUCCCGUCAGGAUGCUGUUCGGUCUGCAUUUUGACAAGAGAAAUUGUCUAGCUGGCCAAGCCGCCGAAGAGAUGGCGGCCUGGUAUCCGUGAAGAUGUCUACUCGGCUGAAGGCCCUUCGGCGUUGAUGUAACGUGAUAUUGAGCGCCAUAUGAAUCCCCUUGAGCUCCGCCAAGUAUACCGUAGACUGGGUUAACGGGCCCAAGUACGCUGUAUCCUGACGUUCCACGAACCUGAUCGGGUCAA